AUGCGUACCGCCGCCAUGACGGUCACGUGGCCGGCGGGGAGGGUUUGGAGAUGCUGCAGCUGCUGGAGAAGCUCCCGGCGGGACGGACCCCCGAGUUCCUUCAUAAAGUAGUUGAUGGCAUAUGUGGCCGUGCAUAUCCUCGAUACCAGGAUUAUGGCACCAUUUGGAGCUUGUCAGAGUGGAUGGAGGUUUUAGAAGAAACAAUGGCAUAUUUCAAAACUGCAGUUGGCAAAAACAUACCUGAUGAAGAGGCUGCUCAGCAGAUAAGUGAGUUAAAUUCAGACUACCAAGAAGCAAUCACAAAAUGUCUGAAGGGUAGAAAGGAAGAAAUCAGGAAUGCCCUAGUGGAAAGCGUAAAUGGAAUCUCUUCUGCCCAGCUGCAGGAUUUUGACUGGCAGUUAAAGCUUGCUCUCUCCAGUGAUAAGAUCUCCAUGCUGCAAAUGCCACUCCUCAAUCUUGAUUUGGAUGUGAGAGAAAAUGGUGAAAUUAAGCCGAUUUCUAUAGAGAUGAACAAGGAAGAGUUGCAGAACCUAAUAAAUGCACUGGAAGCUGCUAAUAAGAAGGAAUCUCACUGGACCUGGACAUUGCUAUUCUACUUCGUGACUACAGGCAGCUGAGGAAUGGAUUGCGUGCAGUAAAGGGUUGUCCUACAACUGAAAUGAUGGAAUUCAGAUUAUCAACAGUAUCUGCUGGUGAUGGCUCCCCAGUUGAUUUGGGGGGAAAAAAAUGUAUUCUCUGCAAAGCAAAAAGUUGUUGGUGCUGUAAAAUACUAAAGUGAGAAGGCUGUUAUGACUUGUGACCAAAUAAACUACUAAUCCUUUGAUAAAAGUAGUAAAAUCUUGUAUCUGUUUGAUCAAAAAUAUGAAAAUCCAAUGUACAGUUGCUUUUAGUACUGAAGAUUUAUAGACCUUUGGAAAAGAAUCACUUAUGACGUGUGCCAUAUUUGUUUUGGUUAAACUUUGACAGUGACCACGCAGGUGCCUAGUAAAACUAAGGCAUCUUACUUGCAUACUGUGUUACCUUAUCUGAAGUGCCAUGAUAAUAGCAUGAGAGAGUAUUUGUAGCAUUAAUAUAUUUAUAUUGUAAAUAUGGUAAAUAAAGACCUGCUUUUGUGUGUGAAUAA
Molecule: messenger RNA, 1123 nt
Organism: Neopelma chrysocephalum (saffron-crested tyrant-manakin)
Lineage: Eukaryota; Metazoa; Chordata; Aves; Passeriformes; Pipridae
Gene: COMMD8
Product: COMM domain containing 8
Exons: 6
Coding region: 51-617 (188 amino acids)
Source: RefSeq, a predicted model, not a curated record